UGGGCGGCGGCGCUGCCGGCCGGGGGGCAGCUGCCGGCGUCGCAGUACAACGGCGAGCGGGGCAUCUCCAUCCCUGACCACGGCUACUGCCAGCCCAUCUCCAUCCCUCUCUGCACCGACAUCGCCUACAACCAGACCAUCAUGCCCAACCUGCUGGGCCACACCAACCAAGAGGACGCGGGGCUGGAGGUGCACCAGUUCUACCCGCUGGUGAAGGUGCAGUGUUCGGCCGAGCUCAAGUUCUUCCUGUGCUCCAUGUACGCGCCGGUGUGCACCGUGCUGGAGCAGGCCCUGCCGCCCUGCCGCUCCCUCUGCGAGCGGGCCCGCCAGGGCUGCGAGGCCCUCAUGAACAAGUUCGGCUUCCAGUGGCCCGACACGCUGCGCUGCGAAAAGUUCCCGGUGCACGGGGCUGGCGAGCUCUGCGUGGGGCAGAACGCCUCGGAGCGCGGCACCCCCACGCCCGCCCUGCGCCCCGAGAGCUGGACCAGCAACCCGCACCGCGGGGGCGCCG
Ficedula albicollis (Collared flycatcher) is the source of this 511-nucleotide messenger RNA. RefSeq names its product frizzled-1-like. The annotation marks the transcript as partial. Gene Ontology annotation, cellular component: plasma membrane. Lineage: Eukaryota; Metazoa; Chordata; Aves; Passeriformes; Muscicapidae. The transcript has a single exon. Gene Ontology annotation, molecular function: Wnt receptor activity; Wnt-protein binding. Gene Ontology annotation, biological process: canonical Wnt signaling pathway; non-canonical Wnt signaling pathway. The record is from RefSeq and is a predicted model, not a curated record.